GCCCCGGACAGCUCCAAGCCCCUGUUUGCACCUUGGCGCGCUCAGAUAUUCGGAUUGCUUGGACCAUGGCACUUGGGACAUGCCGCGCGGUUCUCGUCACCGGCUGCAACCGCGGCAUCGGCCUGGGCUUGGUGCGGGGAUUCCUGGCUCGGAGCCCCUCUCCGGACCUGGUCAUCGCCACCUGCCGCCACCCGGACCAAGCGCAGGAACUCCAGCAUCUGAAAAAGCAGCAUCAGAAUCUCAGAGUCCUACAGUUGGACAUCCUGUGUGAAAACAGCAUCAAGAAGGCCACACAAGAAACGGAGGCCCUGGUGGGGGAACAGGGCCUUAACUGCCUCAUCAACAAUGCAGGCAUCAACAGGAUUGCCACCCUGGACAGCGUCACAGCCCAGGAUAUGCUGGCCCUCUAUGAGACCAACACGGUGGCCCAGCUCAUGGUCAGCAAGGCGUUUCUCCCCCUACUGAGGAAGGCCGCAUACCAAGAUGUCGUCAUGGGCAUUCACCGGGCCGCCAUCAUCAACGUAUCAUCCCAAAGCGCCUCUAUGCAGCUCUUCAGUCAGAACAAGAAAUCCGAGGAAGUGUACCCGUACAGGAUAGCCAAGACGGCCCUCAAUAUGAUCACCUGCUGCCUAGCAGCUGACCUGAUAUCAGAUGGGAUCCUCUGCAUGUCCCUGGAGCCAGGCUGGGUCAAGACGGACAUGGGGGGGAGCAAGGCUCCCCUGCAGUUAAAGGAGAUCAUCCCCGGGAUUCUCAAUGUCUUGGCCAACGUCAGAGAAAAGGACCAUGGGGCCUUCCUGAACUGGAAAGGAGAGGUGGUCCCUUGGUAGUCCUGGCUGCCCCCACCCUGCCAGGGGGCCCCGUUAUUCCUUUAGCCCCACCUACCCCCUUACCCACUGAAUCCCACAACUCCAGGGAGCCGUUCACUCCCCAGAGCCUUCCAAUCCCUGGCUCUAUCUUUAUCUUAGCCCCUUCGCUCACUCACUCUCUCACCCCCCAGGCCCUAGUGUCCCCCUGUCCCCCCCAUACAUAUCCCAUCAACCUCCGGGUUUAGGGUAC
Molecule: messenger RNA, 1056 nt
Organism: Phascolarctos cinereus (koala)
Lineage: Eukaryota; Metazoa; Chordata; Mammalia; Diprotodontia; Phascolarctidae
Product: C-signal-like
Cellular component (GO): cytoplasm
Molecular function (GO): oxidoreductase activity
Source: RefSeq, a predicted model, not a curated record